UGGAAUUUUCGCCAUCUCUGAUUUUUUUGGGGUCUCUGUGGCGAUUUUGGGUUCAUUUUGCGAGGUUUUGGUUAAUUUUGGGGGGGGAUAUUUGGGGUCUGCCGGUGAUUGUUGGGGUGUUUUGGUUCAUUUUUGGGGUUUUUUGGCUGAUUUUUGAAUUUAAUUUCUUAAAAAAAAAAAAAAAAAAGAUUUUUUAAAAAAACCUCACUCCUGGGAAAACCAGGAAUUUUCAGGAUUUCUCCCCAAAUCGCCGAUUUUGGGGAUUUUUGACCUUUUCAGGGCUCAAAAAAACCCCAAAACUUAAAAAGUGAAGUGAAAAUCCCCCAAAAGCGGAAAAAUCCCCCCAAAAAAAUCCCACUUCUCUUUUUUUUUGCGUGUUUGGGGUUUUUUUGCAUUCUUGACGUUUUUCCUGGGGGGUUUUGGGGGCGUUUUCGGGUCUCAAAUCACACGAAAAUCACCAAAAACAGCCGAGAAGACCCAGAAAAAAGAGAUUUACCUGGAAACGGGAGCGCAGGCUCCGGAGCGAUGGCGCCGCUCCAGUUUCUGGCCCUGCUGGUUCUCGGCAUGGGAAUUUCAGGAAUUUUGGGAAUUUUGGGAAUUCCGGUGGAGCUGCCCGUUCCCACCCCGUCCCUUCCCCCCGAGCCGUGCUCCAGGGCCGGUGACUCCUGGCUCUGCUGGCUCCCUUUCCGCGGCCACAUCCCGGCGCACGCUGUGUCCAGCUGGAGCCGGCGCUCCGGCCGCCCGCAGUUCGUCUGCUCCACUCGGCUCCGCGGCUGCGACCUGGGCGCCUUCGACCCCGAGCGCGGCCCCUUCUGCUCCUUCCCCUGGGCCGAGGAGGAGCUGAGGAGCCCCGAGUUCCAGCUCCUCAUCAACCCCGGCGGCUUCGAGGCGCUGGACUGGGUGAACACCUCCUUCGGCAGCACGCCCGAGGGGGCGGUGGAGGGAUGUCCCCUCACCGACAUCUUCGUCGGCCGCAGCCCGGACGGGCUGGGCAAAGUGUCCAAGGAGCAGCAGGCGCUGUUCGUGGCCGUGGAGGGCGAGGAGAUCUGGUACAAAUGGUACCAAACCCUGGUGGUCCGGCAAGGCCCGGCCGACGUCUCCAUCGCCAACGUGUCCUACAACGGCAGCGCGGCGCUGGAGAGCGCCGAGCCCGUGGCGCUGGCCGAGGUGCUGGCGAGGAACGACGGCUGCCAGGUGGCCCCGAGAUCCAUCACCUUGGAGGAGGCCACGGAGGUGGAGCGGGGCUGGAGCGCCGAGCUGCCGGCGCUGGCGGCUUCGCGCGGGGUGCUGCGGGCGGCUCCGCUGCUUUUCGCGGAAUCGGGAGGUUGGGAUUUGGGGAACGUCACCUCCGUGCCGUGGGCGGGCGGCGCCAGCGCCACCGAGUUCGUGUGGCGCGUCCACCGGCUCCACGAGGAGAUCCCGGCGCGCUCCGAGUGCGCCGCGGUUCUCCGCGGGGUCCGGCGCCAGAUCCGCGUCCCCUUCUCGGCCUGGCUGACCAGGGAAUUCCGCUCCGGCCGCCAGCACCGCGUGGUCAUCGCGGGCUGGGCGCAGAGCCGGGCGGUCACCGGCGUCCACGCCAGCCUGGAGCGCUGCCGCCAGCUCACCGAGCUUCCGCCGUGCCCCAAUUAAGGCAAUUCCUGGAAUUCAGCUUUUCCUGCUGGUUUUUCCUCCCCCCCCC
Poecile atricapillus (Black-capped chickadee) is the source of this 1678-nucleotide messenger RNA. Its product is annotated as natterin-4-like. Lineage: Eukaryota; Metazoa; Chordata; Aves; Passeriformes; Paridae. The transcript is spliced from 4 exons. The record is from RefSeq and is a predicted model, not a curated record. The coding region runs from base 526 to 1629 and encodes 367 amino acids.